ACGAGCCACGCGGGACUUGGAGGCCAGAUGCGUUUCUUUUGUGCGGCCGAGGGAGAAGUCGGUCGCAGCCAGGGCGGCCGGGCGCGCCCAGCCCCGGCCCCUGGAGCGCCCGCCGCGGUCCCCGCCUCCAUGGACGCCUUCAAGGGGGGCAUGAGCCUGGAGCGGCUGCCGGAGGGACUCCGGCCGCCGCCGCCACCGCACGACAUGGGGCCUGCCUUCCACCUGGCCCGCGCCGCCGACCCCCGCGAGCCCCUGGAAAACUCCGCCAGCGAAUCGUCUGACACGGAGCUGCCAGAGAAGGAGCGCAGUGGGGAAGUCAAAGGGCCGGAGGACAGCGGCGCAGGAGGCACGGGCUGCGGCGGCGCAGAGGACCCGGCCAAGAAGAAGAAGCAGCGGCGGCAACGCACGCACUUCACAAGCCAGCAGUUGCAAGAGCUGGAGGCCACGUUCCAGAGGAACCGCUACCCCGACAUGAGCAUGCGGGAGGAGAUCGCGGUGUGGACCAACCUCACCGAGCCGCGCGUGCGGGUCUGGUUCAAGAACCGGCGAGCCAAGUGGCGGAAGCGCGAGCGUAACCAGCAGCUGGACCUGUGCAAGGGCGGCUACGUGCCGCAGUUCAGCGGCCUGGUGCAGCCCUACGAGGACGUGUACGCCGCUGGCUAUUCCUACAACAACUGGGCCGCCAAGAGCCUGGCGCCAGCGCCGCUCUCCACCAAGAGCUUCACCUUCUUCAACUCCAUGAGCCCGCUGUCGUCGCAGUCCAUGUUCUCGGCACCCAGCUCCAUCUCCUCUAUGACCAUGCCGUCGAGCAUGGGCCCUGGCGCCGUGCCCGGCAUGCCCAACUCGGGCCUCAACAACAUCAACAACCUCACCGGCUCUUCGCUUAACUCGGCCAUGUCGCCGGGCGCCUGCCCAUACGGCACGCCCGCCUCGCCCUACAGCGUCUACCGGGACACGUGCAACUCGAGCCUGGCCAGCCUGCGGCUCAAGUCCAAGCAGCACUCGUCGUUUGGCUACGGCGGCCUGCAGGGCCCGGCCUCGGGCCUCAACGCGUGCCAGUACAACAGCUGACCGCCCCGCCAGGCCCCGCGGGCCCGCGGCAGGCGCGGCGCCGGGUCGGGGGCGGCGCGGAGGACCUCGCCACGCCGCGCCCCCUGCGCCCGCGCAGCCCUCUCCUCCCCACCUCCCCACCUCCGGGCUGGUUGUGUGUUUGCUUUUCUGGACCCCACUGUGCCCUCCCAAACGAGACGAAACAAAACAAAAAGACGUCGGAGAAAAGUGCUGCGAAAAAAACGGAUGAGUUGCAAUUUCCCUCGGGGUGGCGCGGGUGGUGUGUGUUCGCUCCCUCGGGCCGGGCGGACCGGACCGUUGCGCGGAGG
Lontra canadensis (Northern American river otter) is the source of this 1379-nucleotide messenger RNA. It is a transcript of the gene PITX1, whose product is annotated as paired like homeodomain 1. Gene Ontology annotation, cellular component: nucleus. The record is from RefSeq and is a predicted model, not a curated record. Gene Ontology annotation, biological process: anatomical structure morphogenesis; regulation of transcription by RNA polymerase II. NCBI's taxonomy places the organism in Eukaryota, Metazoa, Chordata, Mammalia, Carnivora, Mustelidae. The transcript has 4 exons. Gene Ontology annotation, molecular function: RNA polymerase II cis-regulatory region sequence-specific DNA binding; DNA-binding transcription factor activity, RNA polymerase II-specific. Bases 28 to 1071 code for a protein of 347 amino acids.